Molecule: messenger RNA, 2123 nt
Organism: Eutrema salsugineum
Lineage: Eukaryota; Viridiplantae; Streptophyta; Magnoliopsida; Brassicales; Brassicaceae
Product: putative cysteine-rich receptor-like protein kinase 20
Exons: 7
Coding region: 26-2017 (663 amino acids)
Biological process (GO): protein phosphorylation
Molecular function (GO): protein kinase activity; ATP binding
Source: RefSeq, a predicted model, not a curated record
AAAAAAAAAAAAUAUCAGGAAGGAAAUGAGAAGAAUUGGGAUAAUGUCUGGUUAUGCCUCGUUUGGAUCUUUUUUCAUAUUUCUUUUCUUCUUUCUCACUAGCUUCAGAGCUUCUGCUCAAGAUCCCAAUUACGUAUACCACAUCUGUCCAAAUACGACAAAUUAUUCAAGAAACAGCAGUUACUUCACCAAUCUCAGGACCCUCUUGUCCUUUCUUUCUUCCGACAGUCGCUCUUUCUCCAACGGAUUCUAUAGCACCGCCGCAGGUCAAAAUCCUGACGUGGUUUUUGGACUUUUCCUUUGCCGCGGUGACCUCUCGCCGGAAGUUUGCCGUAGAUGCGUCAACUUUUCCGUCAACGACACAUUAAAUCGGUGUCCAAAUCAGGGAGAGGUCACGCUCUAUUACGAUGAGUGUAUGCUCAUAUACUCUAGUCGGAAUAUUCUCUUGAACUCUUCACUUGGUAGUGGAGUUAUCAUGUGGAACACCCAGAAUGUUACAUCGAACCAAACAGGGUUUAUAGAUUUGGUGUCAUCCACGAUGAACCAAGCCGCCCUCGAGGCAGAGAAUAGUUCUAGAAAGUUCGACGCAAGAAAAGUGAAGUUUACGGCAUCACAGACUUUGUACGGACUUGUUCAGUGCACUCGUGAUCUGACGACACAAGAGUGUUUGAGCUGUCUGCAACGGACCAUCAAUCAGUUACCUACUGACAAAAUUGGGGGAAGGUUUCUUGUGCAGAGCUGUAAUGCAAGAUACGAGCUUUACGCGUUUUACAACGAAUCCGCCGUUGGGACACCUCAACCGCCGCUGAGUUCAGCUCCUCCUCCACGGCCUGGAAAAGGAGGAAACUCCACUGUCAUAAUCAUCUCUGUUGUUGUUCCAAUCUCUGUGAUUAUUCUUCUUUCCGUAGCUGUGUUUAUUGUCCGGAGAGCUAAGAAAAAAAAGACGAUUUAUGAGACGGAACCACUUACUGAAGGCAAGGAUGAUAUUACAACUGCAGGCUCACUUCAGUUUGAUUUUAAGGCUAUUGAGGCAGCGACAGAUAAGUUUUCGGAAAGUAACAAACUUGGUCAAGGUGGAUUCGGUGCAGUUUACAAGGGUACAUUUCCUAGUGGAGUACAAGUUGCGGUGAAGAGGCUAUCAAAGACAUCAGGACAAGGUGAAAGAGAGUUCGAAAACGAAGUUGUUGUUGUGGCAAAGCUUCAAUAUAGAAAUUUGGUAAGGCUACUUGGUUUUUGCUUGGAAGGACAAGAGAAGGUACUUGUCUACGAGUUUGUGCCCAACAAAAGCCUCGAUUACUUCCUUUUUGACUCUACGAUGCAGAGCCAGCUAGACUGGACUACACGAUACAAGAUCAUAGGAGGAAUUGCUAGAGGGAUACUAUAUCUUCAUCAAGAUUCACGACUCACAAUCAUACAUCGUGACCUCAAAGCGGGUAACGUCCUCUUGGACGCUGAUAUGAACCCCAAAGUUGCAGAUUUUGGAAUGGCGAGAAUUUUUGGAAUGGACCAAACAGAAGCCAAUACAAACAGAGUAGUUGGAACCUAUGGCUAUAUGUCUCCCGAGUAUGCGAUGUAUGGCCAAUUCUCUACGAAAUCAGACGUCUACAGCUUCGGGGUAUUAGUUCUUGAAAUUAUAAGCGGCAAAAAAAACAGCAGCCUCUAUCAAAUGGAUGGUCAUUCUGGCAAUUUGGUUACAUAUACUUGGAGACUAUGGAGCAAUGGGUCACCGUUAGAGCUUGUGGAUCCAUCCUUUCAAGAAAACUAUCAAACAGACGAAAUUACAAGGUGCAUCCAUAUUGCUUUACUAUGUGUUCAAGAGGAAGCUGAAGAUCGUCCAACAAUGUCAGCAAUCGUCCAGAUGCUCACUACUAGCUCUAUUUCUCUUGCUGUACCCCAACAACCUGGAUUUUUCUUUCGAAGCAGGGAUGAACAAGUAGGUAAAGUAGGUCCAUAUGUGCAUACGUCUGCUCUCUAUUCUGUGGGCGAUGCUUCCAUUACUAGUGUAGAUCCUCGUUGAAGACAAAAGCAUUUCAUCACUGUAAAAGUUAUGAUAUAUGAUUCUAGACUCUUAUGCAUCGACUAUAUACAGAGAUUCAUGUGUAUUAAAAUUAUUUCCAUCGUUC